Molecule: messenger RNA, 2916 nt
Organism: Prorocentrum cordatum
Lineage: Eukaryota; Dinophyceae; Prorocentrales; Prorocentraceae
Source: the annotation of a GenBank genome assembly
AUGGGGAACCCCAAAAGAGAGACCCCGGCUUAUGAGAAGAAACAGCUCAUCAACAAGGUGUGCAGGGCCGCGAAGAGAGAGCAGGAGAAAACGGCCGCUCUCAAGAACGCGAGGGCGGAACUGCGCGAGACGCGGGACCCCUUGGAGAAGGCGGAGCAGGAGCUGCAGAAGGUGCGCAUGAAGCGCCGCUUGCCCCCUUGGGCGGCCAAGAAAGUGAGGCGGACUUUUCCCAUCCUCUCAGAGGACGAGACGGGCACCGCAAACCGCCCGUUUACACCUGUUGACGCCGAGGCGGGCGGUCCAAUGGAGGAGGUCGUGCACUUCGUUGACAUCGCGUCCGAUCACCGCCAAAACAUCGACAGAGACGCGAUCUUGGAGCACUUCCGUCGCAAGACGUUCAAGCUGUUCGUGGCGCCGACGGACAACGGCGGGAAGUAUAUCAUCAAGCACUACGUCGUGAAGAACAAGAUCAACAUUCACAGCCCCCCGAGCAUGCGCGCUGGUCAGGCGCGUGAGAUCGCGCGGGGCAUCCAUGAGAAAUCAGGGACGAAGGCGCUGCAGCACCUGCCCAUGCACUUCCCUGGCUUGAAGAUCAGGCGGUGGGCGCGCAGGGUCGGCGGCGAGCGCGUGGCCAUGCAGAGAAGCGCGACGAAGUUCGACUUCUUGCGCGGCCAGCCAGGGAAGAAGAGCUGCGCCAGGGUGUGCGACGACGGGGCGCUGAACGAGCAGCGCGCUCGGGCGGUCAAGUCCUUCGCGGACGUCGGGGAUGACGAGUCGAUGAUUUGGGCCCGCUGGGGGGCCACAGAAUGCGCGCAGGGGCAGCCCCGCUUGAUCGUGGACAACGCGUUCAACCCAGCCGCGCUCCGCCCGACCAGCGGCGGCUUCCCGACGAUCUCUCGCAAAGACUUCCCGGGCGCCGUGUCGACGACCUUCCCCCCAGGGGCGACUCUAGCCGACCUCUUGGCGUGUCUGCAGCGCUCGCGCGUGGCCCUCAACUUCGCGCGCGCCAACGGCAAUGUCUACGUCCUCAACCGCCUCGCCUCCGAGGGCACCGAGCCCGUUCGGUGCUUUGUCUUGGGCGAGUCGAACUUCAUCAACAUGCGCGGCAGGCGCCGCACUGACUUGUGGAAUGAGGGCCGCCGCCAGUUCGGGACCGAUUGCGACCAGGGCGUGCUGCGGGGGCAGAACUGGCUGGCACAGCUCAUGGAUGACGGCGAAAUCCCGCGAGGGCACGACGCUGACUCGGGCGCGGAGGACGUCUCCGCGGCCGCCGAGCCCCAGCCGUUCGGCAAGCUGUGCGCGGGGAACAUCUGGGGCAGCGCAGCAGCCGCGCCAGGGGGCGGAAUGCCCGCGGCCCCGAUGCCAGCCCCAGCCGCGCCAGGGGGUGGCUUGCCCGCGGCUCCGAUGCCGGCCCCAGCCGCAGAGCGGCACGCCCGCGGCCCCGAGGCAGGCGCCAUCUCGCUCACGGAACUCAGCUGUCUGAAGAAGGGCGCGGUCAAUGAUGGGUUCGACGCUUUGAGGAGGCUUGCGCCUGCCAAGAAGGAGGGGCGCAGCGUCGAGCAGUUGCGGGCGCUUCGCGCGCCGAUCAAGCGAGGCCCCGAGGGCCCCCGCAGGGCGGCGGGCUCGACCGAGAAGGCUGCCGAGCAGAAGGUGUUCUCGGCGACGCCCGUGGGCAAGGAGUGGCCGUCCACCGUCGCCCCGCCGCUGCUGUCGGAGGACGUUCGGGCGUCGCCCCCAAAAAAGGGCAAGCUUCGGAUGGUGCCCGGGCGCCCAUCUGCCGCCAAGACCAAGGACUGGAAGAACGCGCCGUGCGCCAGGGAGAAGAGCGCGACGCCUGGCAGGGGCUUGCGCCGCGAGCAAGCAAAGUGUAAGCGCGCAGUCCCAAAGCUCUCGGCGGCGUCUGACGUGGAGAUCGCGCACGCCUUGCUGGGGGACAAGCUGCUCGUCGAUUGGGCUGGGGCGGCUUGUCCUUUCAGCGGGCGCGGCGAGCUCGUUGAGUUAGCAGCUCGCCCGCGCGAGGGCGAUCGCUUCUUGCGCCGCAGCAACGCAAAGGGCUGCCAGAAGCACGCGCCCCCUGCCCGCCAUAACCCAAUCUUCAGCCAGCACUCGGCGUCCGAGAGCUCGCAGAAGCAGGCCGUGGCCCCACUGGCGAAGCUCGCGGGGGUUUCCACGCGAACACCCCACGUCCUCUUCGACGUAAACCACAAAGCGGUGGAGCAGACUUGGAGCAACGUUGGGCAGGUCCGGAGGAUGCGCGUGGAGGGCGUGGAGCCGACCAUUGAAUACAAUGGGCCGAAGGUAUGGGCCGACGUGGAAGCCGACGAGGCGACGUUCGACAAGUUGGACUUGGCUGAUGGCCCCGAGCCUUUGGAAGACCCGUCGCACCUCGUCAUGCGGGAUCAGUGGCUGGGCAAUGUGCAGCGCGGUAGGCAGCGCGCGCUCACCCUUACGAGGUUGGGCCCAGAGAUGGCGGAGAAGCGUUCCCCUGGCCCUGGGGCCGUGCGCAAAGUGAAAUGGAACCCCCGUGCGGAGCGCUGGCUGCAGGACCGCGAUGGCAUCUUUCACACUGACUCGGCGCGUUCUUACAAAUUAAGUGUGCCUGGGGUCAUUCACGACUUCGUUGUUCACAAGAAAAAAUACAAGAUCGUCGGCGGCAAGAGGGUGCUCAUUCCUCCCGGCUACGUCGAGCUGAAGACGCCCGCACUCCCGUCGGGCAAGCACUUCAAGGUCAAGAGCGGCGUGACGUUUCAGCAAAGACCGCAUGCACAGGAGCGCCAACGCCAAGGCAGGAACCAAACUGCUUGCCACCAAAGUCCGCUCGGCCCGAUACGAAUACUGGCACAAGACGACUUGUGGGUCAAGACGAGGGAGAUGGUGAUGGUGCAGCACAUCAUGCGCGACCUGCUGACUGCGUGA